Molecule: messenger RNA, 1722 nt
Organism: Ahaetulla prasina
Lineage: Eukaryota; Metazoa; Chordata; Lepidosauria; Squamata; Colubridae
Product: zinc finger protein ZFP2-like
Exons: 2
Biological process (GO): regulation of transcription by RNA polymerase II
Cellular component (GO): nucleus
Molecular function (GO): RNA polymerase II cis-regulatory region sequence-specific DNA binding; DNA-binding transcription factor activity, RNA polymerase II-specific
Source: RefSeq, a predicted model, not a curated record
GACAGAGGAACUUCCUCUUCCGUGUCACCCACGGAAGGAUAAUGGCAUCUGCAGAGCCUCUUGCACUGCUUGGAGGGUGGAAGCGGCUCCUGGGAGGCAAAGAGGAUGCCAAGAAGAGCACUCUGGACAAUCGACAAUGAUUAAAAUGCAUUAAAAUGUAACUCAAAUCAGUCAAAAUCUUCCAUUUCCUCCAGAAAGUGUAAAAACCUCUUCCUCAGCACCUGAGAAAAUAAGAGAAAAUUAUAAGAGCAAAACUUUCAGCUGGAAAAAAAUAAACAGUGUCUGGAACUGAAGGAAACAUUACAUGAGAAGUCAAGGAGGAUAAUUUCUAACUAAAGAACACCUGGAAGUCAGUGGGAAGAAAAAGAUUUCGUGGAUAGCCAAAACUGGCAGGUAUUAAAAAAGCCUUUGCAGAAGGAAAGAGUAGCUUGAAUCAAGCACCGAGAUCAGAAACAUUGUUGGCCUCCUCAAGAAUCCAAGAAUAGCAGUAUUAGAAAAUCCCUACAGACUGCCUAUUGUGGGAAAAACACAGAUUGCAGAUCACAUGUGUUUGAUAAAUCGAACCAUCCCGUGAAAAGCCAUACAGAUGUUUGGGGUCCGGCAGAAGCUUUACUCAGAACUGGUCUCGUGAUUCGUGGAAGGACCCAUACCGAAGAGAAACUCUACCAGUGUUCCCAUUGUGACAAAAGAUUUAGCAUGGAAACCAAUCUGGCGAUAAACCAGAGGACUCACACAGGAGAGAAACCAUAUGAGUGCCCGCAUUGUGGGAAACGUUUCCGCUGGAAUUCCUUCCUGGUGGAACACAAGAGGUCUCAUACAGGAGAGAAACCAUAUGAGUGUCCAGUUUGUGGAAAAAGUUAUAGUAGGAAUUCUGACCUGGUGGAACACCAGAUGACUCACACAGGAGAGAAACCAUAUGAGUGCCUGCAUUGUGGGAAAAGUUUCCAUCGGAAUUCCCACCUUGUGCAACACCACAAGAUUCACACAGGAGAGAAACCAUAUAAGUGUCCAGAUUGUGGAAAAGGUUUCCACCAAAGUUCCCAAAUGAUAGUACACCAGAGGUCUCACACAGGAGAAAAACCAUAUGAGUGUCCUGAAUGUGGGAAAAGAUUCAGUCAGAAUUCUCACCUGGUGACACACCAGAGGACUCACACAGGAGAGAAACCAUAUGAGUGCCCGCAUUGUGGGAAAGGUUUCAGCUGGAAUUCCUUGCUGGUGGAACACAAGAGGUCUCACACAGGAGAGAAACCAUAUGAGUGUCCAGUUUGUGGAAAAAGUUACAGUAAGAAUUCCCACUUGGUGGAACACCAGAUGACUCACACAGGAGAGAAACCAUAUGAGUGCCUGCAUUGUGGGAAAAGUUUCAGUCGGAAUUCCCACCUUGUGCAACACCGCAAGACUCACACUGGAGAGAAACCUUAUAAGUGUCCAGAUUGUGGAAAAGAUUUCCAUCAAAGGUCUCAAAUGGUAGUACACCAGAGGUCUCACACAGGAGAAAAACCAUAUGAGUGUCCUGAAUGUGGGAAAAGGUUCAGUCAGAAUUGCCACCUGGUGAAACACCAGAGGAUUCACACAGGAGAGAAACCAUAUGAGUGUCCUGAAUGUGGGAAAAUGUUCAGUCAGAAUUCUCACCUGGUGAUACAUCGGAGGACUCACGCAGAAGAAAAACAGUAUGAGUGUUGAGAAACUAACCAUUUAAUUUCUUGCCUUAAUUGUUUUUAG